AAACUACUCUCAUUGCUACAUUUUGGGCAUCUUGUCUUUAUGUAGGGGCUUCUAUCAUUUUCAACUGAAGAAAGCAUCAACAGUGAUUGGCUCCAGUGUACAAUAAAUUAUAUUAAUUAUGAUGAUUAUGAUUUUUCGAUUUUCCUCCUUUUCUUGCUUAUUUUAGGGUAUUUGUAAUAAAAAUUUAUAUUUCUAAUUCAUGUGAGUUUAUGCAUACCAAGAUUUGUACAAACCAAGAUUAUAAUAGUUGUAUUGAAUAUGGCUUUUUUUAUCUUUUUCAAAGAAAAUAUUGAAUAUUUUUGGCAUCACAGGCCCUAAAGAUUGGCCAAAGCACAUGAAAGUAUAACCAGAAACAGCUAUGGAGGGUCUGAGAGGCAGCACCAGCACCACCACCACUAAUCCAUCCCGUCUUCAUACUGUUAAGCCUAUGCCCCAAACAACCUUCAACCAUAUUUUUGCUCCAAUUUUCGCCUGUGCCAUCCUAGCUCUGUUCUAUCACCAUAUCACUACUCUUCUUUACUCCAAAACCCUCUUCUCUUUCUCUGUAACCCUCAUCUUGUUCAUCUCCGAUCUCAUUCUUGCUUUUAUGUGGAUCAAUACAGAGUCUCUUCGCAUGCGCCCUGUCCAUCGACAACAAUUCCCUGAAAACUUGAAGAAAGUCAUGAAAGAAAGCGAUUAUCCAGCUUUAGACGUGUUUAUAUGCACUGCAGAUCCAUAUAAGGAGCCCCCAAUAAGUUUAGCGAACACAGCUUUAUCAGUAAUGGCGUAUGAUUAUCCAACAGAGAAGAUUUCUGUGUAUGUUUCAGAUGAUGGAGGCUCAGCCUUGACUCUCUUUGCUUUAAUGGAAGCAGCUAAAUUUGCUAGCCACUGGUUACCGUUUUGCCAGAAGAACAACUUAGUAGAUAGGGGCCCUGAAGCAUAUUUCCAAUCAAAUCAACCUUGUAGUUCCUCAGAGUUUGACAAGAUUAAAGAUAUGUACGAAAGCAUGAAAUUAAAAAUAGAACAAGUUCUUGAAAGAGGAAAAAUUGAUGAUGAGCUCUUAAGUGGACAUCAAGAGCGUGAAGCUUUCAAUAAAUGGACUGAUAACUUCACACGACAGGAUCAUCCCACCAUCAUUCAGGUUGUGUUAGAUAAUAGCAAGAACACAGACGUCAGUGGCCAGCAGAUGCCAAACCUAAUCUAUGUCUCUAGACAGAAAAGCAAGACAUCACCCCAUCACUUCAAAGCUGGUGCCCUGAACGUCCUGAUAAGGGUAUCAGCUGUAAUGACAAAUUCACCAAUAAUAUUGACGCUAGACUGUGACACUUUAUCUAAUGAUCCAAAAACGCCACUCCGAGUCCUGUGUUACCUCUGCGACCCUGACCUCGACCCUGAGUGCAGAUCAAGAUUAGGGUAUUUCCAAUUUCCUCAACGAUUCAGUGGAAUUAACAAAAACGACAUUUAUGGUUGUAUGUGUACAAGAAUGGCUGUUCUAUCACCAAUGGGGUUUGAUGGUUUGAUGGGCCCCAAUUACAUUGGAACCGGAUGUUUCUUUAAUAGAAGAGCUCUAUUUGGAGGUCCAUCGAACCUAAUUUCACCGCAGAUUCCUGAGUUGGACCCACAGCAUGUUGUGGACAAAACCCUCCAAUCCCAAUCAAUCUUCGCUUUGGCUCAUCAAGUUGCAACUUGCCAUUUUGAGACCCACAACACCAAUUGGGGCGAAAAGAUAGGAUUCAGAUAUGGAUCACUAGCAGAGGAUAAUUUCACGAGUUAUAGAAUGCAAUCAGAGGGAUGGAAAUCAAUAUUCUGCCACCCUAAAAGGGCAGCAUUUCUUGGUGACUCUCCUACCACCUUGAUUGAAGUAUUGAACCAACAGAAAAGAUGGACAUUUGGUCUUCUUCAGGUCGGAUUUUCUAAAUAUUGCCCAAUAACAUUUGGGAUUCGAGCUAUUAGUCCUUUCAUGGCUUUAGGUUAUGGACACUACUUCUUUUGGGGCAUCUGGUCAAUCCCAAUCACAGUGUAUAAUUUCCUUCCUCAACUAACCCUUCUCAAUAAAGUCUACAUAUUCCCAAAGGUAUCAGAACAAUUCCCAUGGUUUCUGCUCUAUUUGUUUCUAUUUCUUGGAGCUUAUGGACAAGAUUUUAUCGACUUUAUGUUCGUCGGGGUGUCGUUCAAAGCUUGGUGGAGUGAUCAGAGAAUAUGGCACAUAAGGGGACUAACAUGUCAAUUGUUUGGUUUCAUUGAGUUCUUGCUUAAGACUGUAGGAAUUUCAAGCUUUGGUUUUAAUGUGACAAGCAAAACAGUUGAUUCUGAAGUAAGCAAGAGAUAUGAGCAAGGCAUCUUUGAGUUUGGAGUUCAUUCUCCAAUGUUUGUCUCUCUUACGAUGGCGGCUUUAGUUAACUUGGCUUCACUUAUCCAUGGCUCAUUUCAAGUUUUCAGAGAUGGCAACUUGGAGGAACCAUUUAUGCAGAUAGUUAUUGCAGGUCUGGCUGCUUUGAAUUAUUGGCCAACUUAUGAAGCUAUAAUGUUCAGGACUGAUAGUGGAAAAAUGCCAAUCAAAACUACAAUUAUGGCUACGUUUUUGGCAUGUUGUCUUUAUCUAGUGACAUCUUCCAUUCUCAAGUCAAAUGGGUUUGUUUUGAUUUUGAAGGAUAUGCCCUGAAUAUGCUUUGAUAUUUAAAUUUUAAUUAUAUAUGCAUAUCUAUAUAAAUAAAUGAAAUUCUAAGUAUUCCUUUUUUUAUUUUUUUAUAUAAAGUAAAAAUGUACUUAAAAAAUAAGGUGAGUCGGCAGUUUUAGUUGUUCCAGUAA
Molecule: messenger RNA, 2787 nt
Organism: Jatropha curcas
Lineage: Eukaryota; Viridiplantae; Streptophyta; Magnoliopsida; Malpighiales; Euphorbiaceae
Product: cellulose synthase-like protein G3
Biological process (GO): cellulose biosynthetic process
Cellular component (GO): membrane
Molecular function (GO): cellulose synthase (UDP-forming) activity
Source: RefSeq, a predicted model, not a curated record